UUGAAAUCUGAGUGGCACCGGAAGUGAGUUCCAGAUUCGCGGAGUCUGUCCACGUGAGCUCACAUUCGCAGUUAUCGCAAUGAGUGGUGGAGGACAGAUGGUGGCUCUCCGAGAUAAAGCGUAAAUCGUCUCUUAAUCAGUGUCAGCUGAGGUUUAUCAGGUUGAAUUGGUGAAGUGGAAAAUGGGCUGUAGUUGAGAUCCAGAGAGAUGAUGGCAUGAUGACCGAGGACGUGUUCAGAAACACACAGGUGUCCAUGAAGCUGCUCGCUGUGCGCUCUAUGUGUAUGCCAUUGUCAGUCUAUUACUCCCUUCCACAGGUGAGUCUGAGCACCGGCACCAAGAAGCUCUUUGCCGCCACUGCCUUCGGCGCGAUCUCCCUUAUCUACCUCGCCCGGCGCUUCAGGAGGAGGAAGGGCAAGAAAAAAGCCGGUUCGCCUGUGGAACAGGAAACGUUUGAGUUCCUCAACACUGUCCCACUGAAAAAAGAUUUUGAGUGUCAAAGUCUCCCUCUUAACUCAAAGAACUGCUACUCGUGUAAUGUGCUGUCCAGUGGUAGCAUGCACAGCAAACUUUCAGGCUCCCUGCUGAGCCUGGCCUCUGUGAGGAGCAGGCACUCCUCCAGUAGCUCCACCUGUGCUAAUGGCUCCAGUUGCUGGGACGGAGCAGGAGAUGACAAUGACGUCUGUAACAUGCUCAACAUCCCCGUCACAACUCCAGAGAACCUCUACCUGAUGGGAAUGGAGUUGUUCGAGGAGGCCCUGCGGCGCUGGGAACAGGCGCUAACGUUCCGCAGCAGGCAAGCGGAAGAUGAGGAAAACUGUGCGUCCGUGAAGCUGGGAGCUGGAGAUGCCAUUGCAGAAGAGAGCAUGGAGGACAUCAUCAGUGUCGAUUUCAUUCGAAAGCUGGAGUCCCUGCUACAGAGAGCCUAUCGGCUCCAGGAGGAGUUUGAGGGAGCGCUGGGAAUGACAGACCCUUCAACACAUCCUAUUAGCGACAAGCACAUGGAUCUCUCCGUGCGAGAGGACUUGGAGGACACCUGUCUGAGAGAUUCAAUCAGCAUCGCCUCAACAGAUUCAUUCGUGUCUGCUGCAGAGUUAUCUGAGCACAGAGAGAUGAGGAGUGUCCAUGCACUAGAGUCACUGUGUCAUCACCCCUUCUAUGAGGAUGCCCUGCAGAUGGCUGAGGAAGGAAAGAUCUCCUGCCGAGUGCUAAGAACUGAAAUGCUUGAAUGUCUUGGAGACACUGACUUCCUGGCAAAGCUGCACUGUAUACGGCAGGUGUGUCAGGUCAUCUUAUGUGAAAGAGCCACUAGAGCAUUUCUGGCUGAUACAGGAAAGAAGAUAUUGUCUUCAAUUAUUGUCAAAGCAAGGAAGAGCCCAAAGAGAUUUGAGGAGGUGUUUGAAGAAAUGAUCUGCUUUCUGGAGCAAACGGACCAUUGGGAGAACACUGAGAUGGAGCUUUCUGCAAAAGGGGUUAAAGAUCUGAACUUCUAUGACAUUGUUCUCGACUUCAUCCUUAUGGACUCAUUUGAGGAUCUUGAGAAUCCACCUGUAUCUAUUCAAAAUGUGGUCAACAAUCGUUGGCUCAACAACUCUUUCAAAGAGACGGCUGUUGCAUCAAGUUGCUGGUCUGUCCUGAAACAGAAGAGGCAACAUAUGAAGGUUCAAGAUGGCUUCAUUGCGCAUUUCUAUGCAGUGUGUGAACACAUAAGUCCUGUCUUGGCCUGGGGGUUUCUAGGCCCUAAAAGUUCCCUGCAUGAUUUCUGCUGCUGUUUCAAGGAACAGGUGCUGUUCUUCAUGAAGGACAUUUUCGAUCUGGAUAAAGUGCGUUACUGUAGUCUGGACACUCUGGCUGAGGACAUCCUGCACUUGCUUCACCAACGUUCUGAACUACUUCUUGCCUAUCUGGGCACUGACAUGAUCCGUCACCUAAACGGCUGUAGUGGCACACCUUUGCACCUGGUACCCAGUGCUUUGCUGGAAGCACAGGUUCAGUGAGCUGCAUCUGUCUGUCAUGCCCUCCACAUUUUCAUGGUUACCUACAGCUGCUGAGUCCACUGUAUAUCAUGACUCUUGUCUUUCAGGUCAUUAUUAGUGCCAUGUAAAUGCAUUGUAAAGUUUUUCUAGUGCAGUGCUUCCAAAACCUGUCCUGGAGGACCCCCUGCCCUGCACAUUUUGUGUCUCCCUAAUCAGACACUCCCAAUUUAGUUCUUGGAGUUUCUACUAACGAGCUGAUGAGUGGAAUCAGGUGUGUUAGAUAAGGGAGACAGAGGAGAAAGUGCAGGAUGGGGGGCCUCCAGGACAGGUUUGGGAGGUACUGAUCUAGUGUUUAAAAUGAAGAGGGUAAGAAUGGACAGAGAUGUAUAUUUUGUAUGCCUUCCAUGUGGUAUUCCAGUAGCUUUAAUUUUAUACUGAGUGAUUUGGACAACGAAUGAUCGGAAUUUUUGGGUCCUUGAUGUUUUGAGACUUUAACUGUUUUAAGUACGAGUAUUUUCAUGGUUAUUGUAACAUUCUAAUUCAUUGUUUAGAUGUUAUUCUAAUUCUAAAGAGAUUUUUAAACCAAAUGUCUUCAUGUAGGUCACAUAAGAGUCUCUGAACAUUUAUGGGAAUUAAUCUUCAACACUAGCCAUGAAUUCAGUUUAGACUUUCCAACCAUAAGAAUACAUGAAACAGCUGGCUGUUAUGAAUUUAAGUCAUUACAUGAUCUAUCAUAAAUGGCACAUGUAUUGUAACUCAAACAAUUGAUGUAUUCUGUAAUAUGCUUUAGAGUUAAAUCAACAUGCUAAGCCAGUAUACAAGUAUGAAUUUAGAUUAACACUGAAGUAACUAAAUAAAAACCUCAAAUCCAA
Cyprinus carpio (common carp) is the source of this 2848-nucleotide messenger RNA. It is a transcript of the gene miga1, whose product is annotated as mitoguardin 1. NCBI's taxonomy places the organism in Eukaryota, Metazoa, Chordata, Actinopteri, Cypriniformes, Cyprinidae. The record is from RefSeq and is a predicted model, not a curated record. Gene Ontology annotation, biological process: mitochondrial fusion.